UGCUUCAGUACCUCAGCCUCAGGAAAGCAGUCACACCCAGCGAGCGGCUGUAACUGGAAGAAAAGAAAACCCCAACUUACCAAACACUGGAGCGAGAGUAAAAGGGAACCAAUCAAGACAGAGAAUGAGCAAGGACAAGUGCAACUGUGAGUGCCCCUAUACCUUCAGAGCAUUUCCUAAGCAAGACACAGUUGAAGGAGGUGACCAAAUGAUGAAUAUGGGAGAUUUGACAGAAAACGAGAAACCAAAACGCUCAAAGAACAGGCGCCAGCGUCGCAAAGGCGCUUGCCAUCAUGUUGUAGGUUUGCCUCCUUCUCCAUCAGCACGACCACCAGUACUGCUGUGGUUUAGGAGGGACUUACGACUUUGUGACAAUCCUGCUCUCAAUGGCUCAUUGGAGGUUGGUGCACCUGUCAUACCCAUCUUCAUCUGGAGCCCUGAAGAGGAGGAGGGACCUGGGAUAACAGUGGCUAUGGGAGGAGCUUGUAAAUACUGGCUUCAUCAAGCUUUGUCUUGUUUCUGUUCAUCUCUGGAAUGCAUUGGCAGCCGUCUUGUCUUUCUCAAGGCAAAAGCAGCGAAGAAUGAGGUUGGGCCAACUCUGCAUUGCCUCAAGGAGCUAGUAAAGGAGACGGGAGCGACGACAGUCUUUGCUAAUGCCCUCUAUGAGCCAUGGCUUAAGGACAGGGAUGAUGAGGUGGUGUCAGCCUUUAAGAAAGACGGUGUUGAGGUUAAGAUGUUUCACUCGUACUGUCUCAAAGACCCUUACUCCGUCAGCACAGAGGGUGUGGGACUCAGAGGAAUAGGCUCUGUGUCUCACUUCAUGAGCUGCUGUAAACAGAACCCGGGGUCUGCAUUAGGAGUUCCCCUGGAUCCUCCUGUAUCUCUCCCCACACCUGCCCAAUGGCCUCAGGGUGUGUCUUUGGACGGGCUAGGCUUGGCCCGCAUGCCCCGCAGGAAAGAUGGCACCACGAUUGACUGGGCCGCUAACAUACGUAAAUCCUGGGAUUUCACUGAAAAAGGAGCACAUGCACGACUAGAGGCCUUUCUUCAGGAUGGUGUCUACAGGUACGAAAAAGACUCAGGUAGGGCAGAUGCCCCGAAUACCAGCUGCCUGUCUCCAUACCUUCACUUUGGUCAGCUCAGCCCACGCUGGCUGUUGUGGGAUGCCAAAGGUGCACGCUGUCGACCACCGAAAUUCCAACGCAAACUGGCGUGGAGAGAUUUGGCUUACUGGCAGCUAACGUUGUUUCCUGACCUUCCCUGGGAAUCCCUCAGGCCUCCAUACAAGGCUCUGCGGUGGAGUGUUGAUCAUGGCCACCUGAAGGCCUGGCAGAGAGGUCGAACAGGUUACCCUCUGGUGGACGCAGCCAUGAGGCAGUUGUGGCUUACAGGCUGGAUGAACAACUACAUGAGACAUGUGGUGGCGUCUUUUCUCAUUGCAUAUCUCUACCUGCCGUGGCAAGAAGGCUAUCGCUGGUUCCAGGACACCUUAGUGGAUGCAGAUGUUGCAAUAGAUGCCAUGAUGUGGCAGAAUGGGGGCAUGUGUGGUCUGGAUCACUGGAACUUUAUCAUGCAUCCCGUGGAUGCAGCGAUGACCUGUGACCCCUGCGGCAGCUAUGUUAGGACAUGGUGCCCUGAACUUGCAGAUCUGCCUGAAGAACUUAUUCACAAACCCUGGAAGUGUCCCACAUCCAUGCUGCGGCGUGCUGGUGUGGUGUUUGGCCAGACAUAUCCUGAGCGAAUCAUUACAGACCUGGAUGAGCGAAGGAAUCAUUCCCUGCAAGAUGUAGCUCUGGUGCGGAAAGAGUUUAGUCAAUAUGUGGACAAGCGCUCAGGCUGUGAUUUGGUCCCAUUGCCGCCACGUCUGGUCUCUGAGGCUCUGGGCUUAUCACACAGGGACGGGGGUGUGGUGAAGGAAGGAAAGCAGUUCUUGUUGCCUGUCAUCACCCGCAUGGAAUUCAAACACCAGCUAGAAGAUCCAGAUGCAGACGCCGCCUCAAAUCCCUACAAUGCCGUCUUAAAAGGAUACGUGAGCCGCAAGAGGGACGAGACCAUCGCCUUCCUUAAUGAGAGAGAUUUCACUGCCAGUGUGAUGUACGAGGGAACCCAGAGGAGGGAGAGGCUUGAGAGCGAUUAUCGCAGAAUGGAGGGACUCCCUACGCCUCCUGCAGCUCGGGGCAGAGCCAGAAGAACUCCAACAGCCAAGGACAGGUUUUCUGUAGUACCUGGUGGAGCAGUCACCUCACUCAGGUGACCCAGAGAUCAAGAUUGAAUGUUUACAGGUUUCUUAAUUUACCAGGCAGUUACGUGCCUAUAACUGCUGAAAUGCACAGUAUGUUACAGUACACAGCUCUCCACUUUAAAUCUACUACUAAGCCAAAGAAUUGGCAGGAAAACUGAGAUGAAACUACUGAGAAACAAGUUGACAAGAGGCUUGGUAGAAGUGCUUUACAUUAUGUACCCUGAGUAGUUAAUUUAAUCUAAACUUUUAAGCAAUGGGAUGGUAUUUAUUUCAACCUAGAUUUAAGUUGUAUUUCAUACAUGCAUGCAUAUAAAUUGUGUAAGAAACGCAGAAUGAAAUGGCAUCAGAAAACGGACGUGGGUUACUUUGUUGAUAUUUGUAUAAAGGGGUCUAGCUCAAGGCUGGAAAUGUUACCUUUGUCUGCUUACGUGCAUUUUACAUUGGGAUGACUAAAACUCUUUUCUCUAUUUUAUUUUAAGCAAUGCAAAUGUCUUUCUACUUGUAUGACAUUUAAUAUAUGUGACCAUCUUAAACUCUUUCAACUCAUCAGCUGCUCAAUA
This is a messenger RNA of Labrus bergylta (ballan wrasse), 2802 nucleotides long. Lineage: Eukaryota; Metazoa; Chordata; Actinopteri; Labriformes; Labridae. The record is from RefSeq and is a predicted model, not a curated record.